Molecule: messenger RNA, 4050 nt
Organism: Ochotona curzoniae (black-lipped pika)
Lineage: Eukaryota; Metazoa; Chordata; Mammalia; Lagomorpha; Ochotonidae
Product: histone-lysine N-methyltransferase EZH1
Exons: 21
Coding region: 164-2407 (747 amino acids)
Biological process (GO): chromatin remodeling
Molecular function (GO): histone H3K27 methyltransferase activity; protein binding
Source: RefSeq, a predicted model, not a curated record
GGCGCGCAGGCGUCCUGGCUGCCGGUGCCUGAGGCUCGGGAUGGAGGACGGUAGGAGAUCGCAUUUCAACGAUGACUCGUCUUUAAUAAAAAUAUUGACAUUGUCCUCAGCCGUCUCCUCUGAGAAACACACACAGACACGCUAGCGGCUGUGGAUCGACAAAAUGGAUAUACCAAAUCCUCCAACUUCCAAAUGUAUCACUUACUGGAAAAGAAAAGUAAAAUCUGAGUAUAUGCGACUUCGGCAACUCAAACGGCUUCAGGCAAACAUGGGUGCGAAGGCUCUAUAUGUGGCAAACUUUGCAAAAGUUCAGGAGAAAACGCAGAUCCUCAACGAGGAGUGGAAGAAGCUGCGCGUGCAGCCGGUCCAGUCCAUGAAGCCCGUGAGCGGCCAUCCUUUCCUCAGAAAGUGCACCAUAGACAGCAUGUUCCCGGGCUUUGCGAGCCAGCACAUGCUAAUGCGGUCUCUGAACACAGUGGCGCUGGUCCCCAUCAUGUAUUCCUGGUCCCCUCUGCAGCAGAACUUCAUGGUGGAAGACGAGACCGUGUUAUGCAACAUCCCCUACAUGGGCGACGAAGUGAAGGAGGAAGACGAGACGUUCAUAGAGGAGCUGAUCAACAACUACGACGGGAAGGUCCACGGCGAAGAAGAGAUGAUCCCUGGAUCUGUCCUGAUUAGUGACGCUGUUUUUCUGGAGCUGGUGGACGCCCUGAAUCAGUACUCAGACGAGGAGGAGGAGAGCCACAACGACCCUUCGGAUGGGAAGCAGGAUGACGGCAAGGAGGACCUGCCGGUCACGAGGAAGCGGAAGCGCCACGCCCUGGAAGGCACCAAGAAGAGCUCCAAGAAGCAGUUCCCCAAUGACAUGAUCUUCAGUGCCAUUGCCUCCAUGUUCCCCGAGAACGGAGUCCCGGACGACAUGAAGGAGAGGUACCGAGAGCUGACCGAGAUGUCAGACCCCAACGCGCUGCCCCCUCAGUGCACGCCCAACAUCGAUGGUCCCAACGCCAAGUCUGUGCAGCGGGAGCAGUCCCUGCACUCCUUUCACACGCUCUUCUGCCGCCGCUGCUUUAAAUACGACUGCUUCCUUCACCCUUUUCAUGCCACCCCAAAUGUGUAUAAACGUAAGAACAAAGAAAUCAAGAUUGAACCGGAACCGUGUGGCACAGACUGCUUCCUCUUGCUGGAAGGAGCCAAGGAAUACGCCAUGCUGCACAACCCGCGCUCCAAGUGUUCCGGCCGGCGCCGGCGCCGGCACCAUGGGGUCAGCACUUCCUGCGCCAACACUUCGGCCUCCGCUGUGGCCGAGACUAAAGAAGGGGACAGUGACAGGGACACGGGCAACGACUGGGCCUCCAGUUCUUCAGAGGCCAACUCGCGCUGUCAGACGCCCACCAAGCAGAAAGCCAGCCCCGCCCCAGCCCAGCUCUGUGUGGUCGAGGCGCCCUCGGAGCCCGUGGAGUGGACCGGCGCUGAAGAGUCCCUCUUCCGUGUCUUCCAUGGCACGUACUUCAACAACUUCUGCUCCAUAGCCAGGCUCCUGGGCACCAAGACAUGCAAACAGGUCUUCCAGUUUGCCGUGAAAGAGUCACUUAUCCUGAAGCUGCCGACAGAUGAGCUCAUGAACCCCUCGCAGAAGAAGAAGCGGAAGCACAGACUAUGGGCUGCGCACUGCAGGAAAAUCCAGCUCAAGAAGGAUAACUCUUCCACGCAAGUGUACAACUACCAGCCGUGUGACCACCCAGACCGCCCCUGUGACAGCACCUGCCCCUGCAUCAUGACACAGAAUUUCUGUGAGAAGUUCUGCCAGUGCAACCCAGACUGUCAGAAUCGUUUCCCUGGCUGCCGCUGUAAAACUCAGUGCAAUACCAAGCAGUGCCCCUGCUACCUGGCUGUGCGCGAGUGCGACCCCGACCUGUGCCUCACCUGCGGGGCUUCGGAGCACUGGGACUGCAAGGUGGUCUCCUGCAAGAACUGCAGCAUCCAGCGGGGCCUCAAGAAGCACCUGCUGCUAGCCCCUUCAGAUGUGGCCGGAUGGGGCACCUUCAUUAAGGAGUCUGUGCAGAAGAACGAGUUCAUUUCUGAGUAUUGUGGUGAGCUCAUUUCUCAGGACGAGGCCGACCGCCGAGGGAAGGUCUACGACAAGUACAUGUCCAGCUUCCUCUUCAACCUCAACAAUGAUUUUGUAGUGGAUGCUACCCGGAAAGGAAACAAGAUUCGUUUUGCAAACCAUUCCGUGAAUCCCAACUGUUAUGCCAAAGUGGUCAUGGUGAAUGGGGAUCAUCGCAUUGGGAUCUUCGCCAAGAGAGCCAUUCAAGCCGGGGAAGAGCUCUUCUUCGACUACAGGUACAGCCAGGCCGAUGCCCUCAAGUACGUGGGGAUAGAGCGGGAGACCGACGUCCUUUAGCUCCUGGGUCCCAACCCCACUCCAGCCCCGCGGUGGCCACACCAUCUUUGCUUCCACACACACUAGUGCCACAUCUGUCCCUGUACCCUGUGUUUUCCACAUCAACAAAUCACCUGCCUAUUCCCCAUAACGCAAGGCCUCAGCCGCAUCCUGUGGGGGGAUCCCACUUCUCAGCGAAAGGGGAGACUGCGGCAGCAUAGAGCUGCAGAAGAGGGAGGCUGCGGGGUUGUACGGGUCAGUCCCUGGCUGCGCGCCUACAGGUAAUGACCCCAAGUAGAGCGUUCCUGGGCCGGGGCCCUGGUGUGAAGGAGGCGCCAGGCACAGCUCUGAGGCCCGAAGCAUGGAGUGAACAGGCCGAGUUAUAUCCAGGCCUGGGGCCAACACACAUUAGAGGAGGGCCUGGCAGGCAGCACAGACCAACCAGAGGGAGAUAGGUCUCCAGCCGCUGCUACCUCCUCCCCCUGGCAAUCUCUGCCUGACCCCUAGGGUGGAGCCAAAAGCCAGGUUCAAUACUAGGAGAGAGCCAUCUUCCCUGGACAGAGUGGGAGGGCAGCUGGCACCCAGAGUUCAGUUGCCAUGUGCACCCAGAGUUCAACUCUGUGUACCUCCCUGUGGCCAGGGGCGGCGCCUGGCUCCUUCUCACAGCUUGACCUCCAGCUGCAGGCAGGCUGGUCCCUGGACACAGGCCUGGACUGCAGAUGUGGGGGCUGAAGCUGUGCCAAACGCCCUAAUACCAUAGGUGUUAGAAGGUCAGGGCCUUAACCACACAUGGGGUAGGGUGGCGGAGACAGGCAGAUCGGCUACUCGAGGCUGCAAUAUCAUCCUGGGUGGGGUUUGUGCAGAACAAAGCACUUUAUUGCUAUGAGAAGGUCUGGGACUGGGGUAACGGCUGAGACAGGGUCUCAGGGCCCCUACCCAGUCCCACCCCUGCAGGAGGAGCCUGUGGGCCGGAAAAUUCUCCUCCAGUGUGGCUGGCCAGGAGGAGGAGUUGGCCUGACACCGCAGAAGCCAGCAAGAACAGAACCAGGAACCAACAGGAGUGGCCUGCCGUGGGGCCCCGGGCGUGGAGCUGGGGGCGUGCAGACAGCAGGCUCAGUGUCCUUGGCCCCUGGCCCCUGCUGGCUCACUCACGCAGGAGGAAAUACAAUUCCCCCUGGCUACUCUGCCUCCAAGGGAUCUGCGUGGGACACAGACGUGCAAGCACACACGCAGCACACUGGCAGGAGCAUGCCCCCUACCCUCUCCAUCCCCUCCCUGGGGCUUGGAAUGCGCUGUGUCAGGGAGGCCUUCAGGCGGGACCCUGGGCUCCGAGUUCCUGCUAAGCUAUCCAGGGAGAGUGGAGGAAGCAGGCCUGGCUGGAAUGCAGGGGAGCUGGCCGCCAGGAUGGGGGCCAGGCUGCGGCACACCCAGCCUUCUCAGCGCACAGCUCCAGCUCCAGGCCCCAGCACACCCCUCCCCCUGUCCCUGUUGAUCCCUUCCCCCACUUCUCAUGACGGGUCUUGAGCUCUCUACCCCACACGCCAUGGCGGAUGGAGCGGGGUGGCGGGUGUGGAGGGCAUGUGGUCCUCCCACCAGUGAUGUUCAUGCACUUGAAAGUCCUGUGGCUUGUGACCUCUUAUCUGAAUAAAGUGUUAGGAACCAUG